Messenger RNA from Chondrus crispus (carragheen), 234 nucleotides. RefSeq lists its product as hypothetical. Lineage: Eukaryota; Rhodophyta; Florideophyceae; Gigartinales; Gigartinaceae. Bases 1 to 234 code for a protein of 77 amino acids. The record is from RefSeq and is a predicted model, not a curated record. The transcript has a single exon.
AUGCGGACACGUCCACUUUGCAAAAACACGGAGUCGUCGCUGAGCAGAACCGAUCCAGGCUUAGACUCUCUCAGCCUUUCUGAUCAUUCAAACGGUAGCGUCGCAGCACUGCAGGCUCCUGCAGCUGCAUGUACCAGCGAUUUGAAUCAAGCGUUCCUCUCGUACUGCCUUGAAUUACUGCCGCGACGACAACUCAUCGGUAGGAUAAAACUAACCUGUCUCACGACGGUCUAA